AUGGUGUCCCUCCCCCUCGUCGAAUCCUCCAACGCGCUCAUCAGCAGCACGCUCCCCGGCCCCCUGACCGCCAUCUUCGUCGGCGGCACCAAAGGCAUCGGCGCACACACCCUGCGCGCCUUCGCGCGACACACCGCCGCCCUCGCACCCACCGUCUACCUGAUCGCGCGCUCCCCGGCCGCGGGCGCCGCCGUGGUCGCCGAAUGCCGCGCCCUCUGCCCUUCGGGGACCUUUGUCUUCAUGCCCGCCGACGUCGGCCUGAUGCGCGAGGUGGACCGCGUGUGCGCCGAGAUCGCGGCGCGCGAGCGCAGCGUCAACGUCGUCUUCAUGAGUCAGGGCAGUUUCGACCUGUAUGCCAGGACGGACGAGGGGUUGGGCGUCAUGGGCAGUCUGGCGUACUACUCGCGCGUCAGGUUCGCGAGGCAGUUGUUGCCGUUGUUGCAGAGGGCGGAGGGGCUGAGGCGCGUGGUGAAUGUGUUUACGGGGACGAAGGAGGGGCCGUUGGAUCAGGAGGAUAUUGAUUGUUUGAGGCUCAAGGGGCCGUCGGGGAUCAUGAAGGCGAGGGGCCAUGCGGCUAGCUUGUUGACUUUGGGGCUGGAGUGCCUGGCGCAGGAGGCGCCGGAUGUGGGGUUUGUGCAUAAUUUUCCUGGGUUUGUGAAUACGGAUCUGGGGGAUACCAUGCCCGGGUUGAUGGGCGUUGCUAUGCGGGCGAUGGGAAGGCUGGUGGGGACGUGGAAAGCUCUGAGCGUUUUGCAGGGAAUCGGAAGGAUGGGGUGGCCCUGGAGGGCGUGGAUAUGGCCGAGGGGACGGACGGGAAGACGGGAAGUGGCAUGUAUUCAGUGA
Cyphellophora europaea CBS 101466 is the source of this 843-nucleotide messenger RNA. RefSeq lists its product as uncharacterized. Lineage: Eukaryota; Fungi; Ascomycota; Eurotiomycetes; Chaetothyriales; Cyphellophoraceae. The transcript has 2 exons. The coding region runs from base 1 to 843 and encodes 280 amino acids. The record is from RefSeq and is a predicted model, not a curated record. Gene Ontology annotation, biological process: secondary metabolic process.